CUAAACGUUAUAUAAUAAAUGAUAUAUGUCUUCAUCAAUUUUUCAACGAUAAUAUAGUAUAACGACAAAAUAUGAACUGUGAAUUAUUGGCCCACUUAUUGCAUCCAUUAAUGUUAAAUAAUGAACUACUUCUACGUUAAUAUAUGCAUUAAUGCUUGUUAUAAAUUGAGAUCUCCAAUUUAACAUCUUAAUUAGGAAGCCAUGAACGCACCUCAUGCACUCAUACUCCCUUACCCUGCGCAGGGCCAUAUCAUUCCGCUCAUGGAGCUCUCUUACUGUCUCAUCGAACGUGGCUUUCACGUAACUUUCAUCAACACAGAGUUCAAUCAUGAGCGUAUUUUCGCCGCGAUUUCAUUGCCAGGCCAAGCCAAGCUCAUCGACGGAGUUCAUUUUGUGACUGUUCCUGAUGGCCUCGAGCAGGAGGAGGAUCGCCAUGACUUUGGGAGGCUAACGACGUCCUUGAUGACAGUGACGCCAAGCUUCUUGGAGAAAUUGAUGAGAAAUAAUGGGGCUGUGAAGUUCACUUGUUUCAUUGCAGAUAUCAACAUGGCUUGGGCGCUCUCCAUUGCUAAGAACAUGGGGCUUCGAACGGCUGGCUUUUGGCCUGCUGCAGCUGGAAUCCUUGCGGCCAUGUUUGAAAUCCCAAAACUUAUUCAAGAUGGAGUCAUCGAUGAAGAAGAUGGAGCACCAAAAAAGAAGGAUGUUAUCCAAGUGAUCCCACGUUUGCCUCCCAUGGACACAAUCAGCCUUCCUUGGAAUUCCUUUAAUGAUGCAUAUACAAGAAAAAUAAUAUUCAACUACUUGAUGACCAAUAUGCAAGCUUCUUCUAAUGCUGAGAUGAUAAUCUGCAAUAGCUUUGAGGGGCUUGAAAAACCAAUGUUCAACGAAAUGCCAAAUAUUUUGCCUGUAGGGCCACUUCAUACUAGAUUUCAAUCGAGAGAAUAUCCUAAUUUAUGCCAAUUAUGGCUUGAAGAUAAGGAAUGCAUGGCUUGGCUUAACAGUCAACCUACAUGUUCUGUUAUCUAUGUGGCUUUCGGCAGCAUCACCAUCUUCAAUAACAAGCAAUUCCAAGAGCUAGCACUUGGCCUCGAGCUCACAAAUCGGCCAUUCUUAUGGGUGGUAAGGCCAGACUUGACCAACAAAUCUAUUAAUUGCACCUAUCCCUCAGGCUUUGAAGAAAGAGUUGCAAAUCGAGGAAGAAUGAUUGGUUGGUCUCCUCAACAGAAGGUUUUGGAGCAUCCUGCAAUUGCAUGUUUUAUAUCACAUUGUGGUUGGAACUCAACUAUAGAAGGAGUGAGAAAUGGUGUACCUUUCCUCUGUUGGCCUUAUUUUGCUGACCAAUUGUUUAACCAAAGCUAUAUAACAAAUAUUUGGAAGGUAGGGCUGAGUUUGUCUCUUGAUGAGAAUGGGCUCAUUUCUAAAGACGAAGUUGGAUCAAAAGUAGAGGAGUUGCUUAAGGACAGAGAUAUUCUAGCAAAAUCACAAGCUUUGAAGAAACUUGCUCAGAAGAGUGCCAUGGAAGGAGGGUCGUCCUUUAAUAAUCUCAAUAAAUUUGCAAGCUUUCUAAGUGACAUUUAAGUCUAGAACUUGUAGAAAUUAUGGAGAUAGAGAGAGAGA
Molecule: messenger RNA, 1617 nt
Organism: Dendrobium catenatum
Lineage: Eukaryota; Viridiplantae; Streptophyta; Magnoliopsida; Asparagales; Orchidaceae
Product: UDP-glycosyltransferase 83A1-like
Exons: 2
Coding region: 202-1578 (458 amino acids)
Molecular function (GO): UDP-glycosyltransferase activity
Source: RefSeq, a predicted model, not a curated record